Messenger RNA from Nasonia vitripennis (jewel wasp), 5546 nucleotides. RefSeq names its product serine/threonine-protein phosphatase 4 regulatory subunit 1. The transcript has 12 exons. Gene Ontology annotation, biological process: protein dephosphorylation. Bases 1120 to 3672 code for a protein of 850 amino acids. The record is from RefSeq and is a predicted model, not a curated record. NCBI's taxonomy places the organism in Eukaryota, Metazoa, Arthropoda, Insecta, Hymenoptera, Pteromalidae. Gene Ontology annotation, molecular function: protein phosphatase regulator activity; protein binding.
AGUGUCGUCGAUCCACUUCGAUCAAUAACCAAAAUCGUCGCAGUCCUCGGAACUACUCGCGCGCUUUUCGCGAUAACGAUGAUUUCCAUACUGUAUAGCUCGUGCGAGUGAGGCACUGAGGACGCUGCGUCGCGAAGAAAACGCUCGGAACAUACACGUAUACCCGCCUCUCGCGUAGCACACAGCGCAAAAUGCACACACACACAGAGCGACGUUAUAGGUGCAGAGAGGGAAAAACGGCACGACAGAGCGGCGCCGCUCGACGAGGAAUGUUUAUACGUACACGUAUGCACAUCGCCGCUGCAGCUUAUAUAUUUCCACGAGAAGUGCAGCAGCAGCAGCAGGAGAAGGAGGAGGAGUAGGAGGUGCUGCAGCGCCACUGGCUUUGCACCAGAAGAGGUUAUGAGACGCAGUUCUACGGAGUUUUCGCGCUGCCUCACGUGCAGCGCGCGGCCGGAAAAGCGCGCGUUUUGUGGUGACGAGGCGUUGCGUAAGAGCGGAGGGAAAAGUGUUACCGAAUUUCCUCGCGUCGAGGAUGUAAUUGUGCAGUGCGUGUACGGUAAAGCAUACAAGGGGGGAUGUCGAGCGAAAUCACAAGCGAGCUUGUUUUGCUCGCGAGCGCAUGUGUAAUACACAAGGCGCGUGAGCGGAGCGAUCGACGAUAAAUCGAUGCUCGCGCAGUUUCGAAAGCGCUGCUCGAAUUCAAAUCUCGAGAUCCGAUAAACAACAACAAAGCGGCGAAAGAAAGAAAGAAAGAGAGCGAGAGAGAGAGAGAGAGUCGAGGCGCGCGGAUUCCUCCAGCGCUUCACACUCGCGCUGGACUUUGACCCGCGCGGACUCUGACACGUGCAGCAGUGGCUCAGCGUAUUACAUAUCUCUCUCUCUCUCUCUCUUUCUCUCUCUCUCUCUCUCUCUCUCUCUCUCUCUCUUCGCGGCAGUGAAACUACGCGGAGUCGAGUGUGCGAUUACAGUUUUUGUGUGUGCAAAUAGAGCGUACACAUUAUCAUGACGCUGGAGAGUCGGUGCCGCCGUGACGUCAAGCGCAAGCGAGGAAGAGCUUUAGCGGGAAAAAGACGGCGCGCGUGAUAAGCCCGGAUGGAUGGAGAGCGAUGACGGCAGAUGGUCGGCAAGCUGCUGAUUAUCAUCUUUCAGAAUGCAGUGAAAUCAAAACUUUGCGUGAAUCCCGAUGAAGUUUUUCAACCAGUUCUCGAGCACGUUAUCCACGAUAAAGAAAGCACCGUAAGGUCGUCGCUGGUCGAGUGUCUUCCCCACGUAGCUCUGCUCUACCAGGAGUCGCCUUACCUCUUCGGCGAGAACCUCGUCUGCUGCAUCCUAACGAUCAUCCUCGUCUACCUUCGAGAUGAAGAUAAUCAGGUGCGACAAGAUGCGCAAACGGCUCUUAGGAUGCUCCUCGAGCGUAAACUGCUGGACGACGAUCAGAUCCAGAACAGCGUCUGCGGCGUCAUCAUCCAGCUUUCCCGCCACAGCGGCCCGGAAUUCCAGACCUUGGCGCUCACCCUCAUGACAAAAGUCAGCCCUCACAUAGGAGAUGAACUCACGGAAAAAUUAUUUCUCGACCGAUUUAUCGAGCUGUGUACGAGUGAGAGCUUCUUCGUCAGAAGAGUGUGUGCCUCCAUUAUGGGCGAGUUCUGUACAAUAAUGUCCGAUGAAACUGUUCACAACAAAUUACUGCCGAUAUACGCAAAUUUGUGCCAAGACUCGGUCUGGGGCGUACGCAAGACGUCAGUAGACGUGAUGAUGUCAGUGGCGCGCUGCGUGCCCCUGUUACUGCGUCGUCGCCUGCUAUCCAAAUUAUUGGUUAAUUUUUUGAAUGAUGAGUCGCGCUGGGUGCGACGCUCUGCCUAUGAAAUACUCGGGCCAUUUAUAUCCACAUUUGCCAAGCAGUUUCACGAACUCGUUUACGAUCCGUAUAAGGGAGAGCUCCUGGUUGUGCACCAGUACGAGGGUGGCUGGCAAAGAUGGAACGUAGUUCCUGUCACCAAAACCAGUGACAUACUUGCUGAGAACCUUUCUAAUAUGGAUAACAAUUCAUGUAAAGCAAAUAGCAUGACAGUAGCUGAACGUUUUUCGGGGAAAGGUAUCAGAAGGCUCAAAUUGGCCUUCAAUAAUAAUCGUUCGUCCGGGAACCCUCAUACUGAUACUGAAUCUGCAAAGUUCAAUACGUUUCAGUAUUACUACGAUCCUCCAAAUAUGCCAUUGGAUCCAGCCCUCGUCAAUUCCAUCAUCGAUGAUAAUGUAGCGACGACGAUGGCCGGCGUUGAUGCCAAAGUUUACUGCGAUGAAAACGAUGGUAAUGACAAUGCGAAUGAUGAGAAAACUGAUAGAAAAAAAGACACAAAUGAGAAUAUAGAUAAUAGUGAGGAGCUACAAUUACAGCAAGACAGCAAUGAUGAUAUAGAUGUUAAAGAGCAGCAGCAACAAGAACGUAUUAACAGAAUUCGUGAACAGGAAAAUAAGCAAAAUGAGGAUGGGGGUAACAAUGAAGAAGAGGUAGACGAUGAAGAGGAUGAGAAAGAUGACGAUGGUCACAAUAAUAAGACUUCGGAACAAUACACAAGAAGGAGAAUACUGGAAAGAGUCUAUCCUGGUGAUCUAAGUCGUUUUCGUCGUAGCCAAGUAUCCUUGAACUCUUCCCUUUCGAAUUUAAACAACACCGAAGACGAUGAUGCAGAUGAAAUUGUUCCUCGAAUUCUCGUUGACCAUUUUGUCUCGAUGGCUGAACAACAAAAUCCUUCAAAUGAUGUUGGUCCAGAUUUGGACUAUCAUUGCGCCUUCAGUUUUCCCGCCGUUGUACUAACCUUGGGAAAAGAGAACUGGCAUCGACUGAAGGACGCAUACAAAAAAUUGGCAAGCGCAGUGCCAUGGAAAGUACGCAGUACAUUAGCAUCCAGUAUCCACGAGAUAGCCAUUAUUAUUGAAAAAGAGUACGCGGCCCGAGAUCUUGUACCAAUUUACAAUGGUUUUAUCAAAGAUCUAGACGAGGUCAGGAUUGGAGCAAUCAGGCAUUUCUUCACGUUUUUACAACAUCUUAGCCCGCAAGACCGUAUGCAGUAUCUGCUUAAGCUCAACGACUUUUUAAUUACCGACAAUAAGUGGAAUUGGAGACUUCGUGAGGAAUUGGUAAAGCAGUUGUGGGAAAUCAUACAUCUUUAUCAGCGCAUCGACGUAUCGGAGUACAUUGCGCCUCUUCUACUGCACCUCUUGCAAGACAGAGUGGCAGCUGUUAGGCAAGAAGCCCUUUAUGCUGUGGAUAAAACAAUAGCAUAUUUGGCCUGCCACAGAGAUGAUCCAUUAGCAAUAGCCAUGAUUCAAGAAAUGAGGGAUCUAUUGAUGAUGCAUGCGGAGAAACGAUGGGUCAUAAGGCAGACCUACGCCCUUUUGUGUUCAAAGCUCGCGAGCAAUAUGGUUGUUAGCGGUGAAGUCUUUGCCAAAGAGCUGCUGCCCUAUUUGCUCGAACUUUAUAACGACAAAGUUCCCAACGUCAGGCUAGUUGUUGCUAGAACACUUGCUAGAGAUGUUGUUAGGAUAACCGAUUUCCCUAAUGCAGAACUGAUGAAAGAAGUGCAACAGAAGUUGAAAAUAAUGCAGUCAGAUUGUGACAGAGAUGUGCGUAUAUUCGCGAGCGAAGCAGAACCCGACCAAUUUUAUUAAAAAAGGCGUAUGUUAGUGUACAAGAGAAUGGGCAAUGUUUGACCCAAUCAGUAUCAUCAAUUUCUUUGAAAUGAGGAAAGCAGCAUGUUUUUUUUACUUUCGCAUAUGUUGAAUAAUCAAGAUAAUUAAAUCAACCAUGAAACAUCAACUGCGAGCAUAAAAAUGCCAACACGAAUAUUAACGACAUAUGCGUGUGAGUGCAUUAGCAACGAAUUUUUCUUUCUUUGUAUUUUUUUUUAUUUUUAAAUCCUUUACAAAGUGAGAAAUUUGCCUUGAAUACUACACUCGGACCUAGUGAUACGGUAUUUCGACAUUUUAAUUAUUUUACUGCCGACAAAAAGAAGAACAUGGGAAUGUGAGAAUUUGCUAGCGAUAAGCUUUUUUUAAAUCAGGAAUGCAGUAUAAAAAGUUGAAAAAAAACACAUCAAAGGUCGAGAAAUUGUGCGAGUGUUGAAUGUCUGUGACUGAAUAAGUUUAUGAUAGCAGAACGGUAUGAACGAUCGCUAACGGUUUUUUUAUUAAAUAAUAAAUCUCAUUGUACAUUUUUCUACAUAUAAAAGUACGCUUGGCGAUUUUAAUGAUAUUUGUAAGUCGCCUUAUUGCUAAAUAAAUUUUUGUAAACUUCGUAGUCAUUUGAUACCGUCAAAAUGAGGCAACCGCUUUGUAAAAGCGAAACAAGAUACAUUUUAAGCUAUGAUUCAUUCUUAAUACAUAGAGAAAACAAAAUCGAAUCAAUUAAUUGAAUCCCUCCAUCGAUUCAUUGGACUUUGUAAUUUAACAAACAAAUGUCUUCUUCAUUGACAUCGGAUAGGUUGCUUAUUUGAAAAUUGCCCCCCUCGGAGAUUAAACAGCUCAAUUCUAUUAAGUAAUUUUGCUCUUGUUAUUCUAUUUUGCUCUGAUCAACACCCGAGCAAAAUACAGAAUUUAAAAAAAGUUUUUUUCAAACUCGUCUUACUAAGCAAGAGAUUAUAUUUUUUGACGUAUGUAUAAUGCUCCCGUCUUUCUGAAAAUUACUGUAUUACAAAUAAUUUAAAUUUCUUUAUAACUGUAAUAGAACAAAUUUAAGGUAGCGAACAAAAUAGCUACGAACACCGCCCAAAAUACAUAAUAGUAUAUUUUUGAGUGCAACGUUUGCCGAUCAUUUUCCUUUUGUAAAGAUUUAACUGAACGAAACUGCAGUCUAGUGCUUGUAAUGAACGUUAAUUUUUCACUUUUUUAAAGCCUAAUUAGCUGUAUAAAUAUUGUACAGUGCGAGAGUAUGUUAGUUGAACUAAAUGAAAGUCGUCAGCUCGAACGCGAGAAUUUUUCAGCUGCAAAAAUUUUGUAUUAGUCAAACUCGUGUUCAUUGUAAAGUUCUCGUCAGCGUGUUUUCGAUUGGGCGUUUUUGAAUUUGUGAAAAUAGUGCACGCAGUUUCUCUAGUUUUUAUUUUUAUAAUACAUUGUUGUGCAAACUCAAAAUUUUUUUACAAAUUAGUUUAAAAUUGCACGAUUGCAAUCAUUUGUAAAACAGCUGUAAAGUACUAAUUUUUAAUUAAAGGCGAUCGAUAGACUUAAUUUAUUUAAAAUGUUGACCUACGCAACUUUUAUUAUAAAUAAUGAAUUUAUCAUUAGAACUCUGAUUUUGAUAAAAUUAAAGCAAUAUUUUAAACAAUUACGUAUUUAAUUUUGUACAGCUGAAGAAAAAUAAUUGAAAUCCAAUAUUUUUAAUUUGAAUUGAAUCUUUUAUAUUCAAAAUUUUCUAAUAACGACAUUGUGCGCUCGUUAAAUGUGAAUAAUCGCGAGAGGGCUGAGAUAAAUGGUAUGGAUCGAUUGUGUAUAUUAUGUACUUGCUAACGAGAUAAGAAAAAAAAAAUAAAACUUCAUGCGACUUGUUA